Molecule: messenger RNA, 439 nt
Organism: Myotis daubentonii (Daubenton's bat)
Lineage: Eukaryota; Metazoa; Chordata; Mammalia; Chiroptera; Vespertilionidae
Product: keratin-associated protein 9-3-like
Exons: 1
Coding region: 29-439 (136 amino acids)
Source: RefSeq, a predicted model, not a curated record
CCCAUCUCUCAAACCAACUCCUGACACCAUGGCCUGCUGUCAAACUAGCUUCUGUGGAUUUCCCAGCUGCUCCUGUGGGACCUGUGGCCCCAGCUGCUGCCAGCCAAGCUGCUGCCAGACCAGUUGCUGCCAGCCAACCUGCUGCCAGACCAGCUGUUGCCAGCCAACCUGCUGCCAGACCAGCUGCUGUGGGACCGGCUGUGGCACUGGCUGUGGCCAGGAUUGUGGCUGUGGAGGUGUAAGCUGCCGCACCAGGUGGUGCCGCCCUGACUGCCGCGUGGAGGACACCUGCCUGCCCCCCUGCUGUGUGGUGAGCUGCACGCCCCCAACCUGCUGCCAGCUGCACCAUGCCCAGGCCGCCUGCUGCCGCCCAUCCUACUGUGGACAGUCCUGCUGCCGCCCAGCCUGCUGCUGCUACUGCUGCGAGCCCACCUGCUGA